AUGGCCAUGGCCAGCGACGAUGAGGAGUCUCGAUAUAACUACCGUCUUGCAAAGCCGCUUCCUUUUGAACUGCGCCAGCAUUGCGGGAUAUAUUUUGAGGAGAAGCUUUAUUCCCAGGCCCUAAGUCUUUUGUUGAAUAUCCUGACCUGCGGAACGGUCGCCUCAAGCCCGGCUUUUGUGCCCUCGCCUCAGCAUCUGGCCCUCGCGGCCACGCUUCUUGUUCAUCCGUCCACUACCACGCGGGCCAAGACGACAGAAGAGCAAGAGGCUGCGAAUGCAGCGCUACAGCUCCUGCGCUUGACAAAUACUCUGGUUGGACCAGUAGCGGCGAAAUUCGAUGUCGCUUUCACGUUCACCCACUUUGAUUCGUCGCGCCAUGGAGGCCGUCGCCGUGCUGACGAUAGUGGAACGGCUAGCGGCGUCCGAGACGACGAAAAUGCCCCCCUAAAUCUUGACCUGGGGCAGUCAGGCUCUCUGUGGUCUCGGGCGGAAGACUUUUGGCACGCUGUGGGGUGGGCGUUCAACUGCUCGGUUUUGCACCCGAACCGUUGGGAGAGAUGGCAGCUUUGGCUCGAAUUCAUGUGCGAGGCACUGGAAGAUGAUUGGAGCGAGCGCAAAAGGCAGCUCGAGGAUCUGGGGGAGAGCUCACAGCCUGGUACUCCCAGCAAGCGACGUGAAGCGAUCCUCAAGCAGAGCUUGAUAUUCAAAUUCUUGACUAGCAACACGACCUACGGACGGAAUCGCAGGAUCCUACGAGCCAUAUUUGCCAACGGAAGCCCGACGUCCGUCAAUGAGUUUCGCGAGGUGUUCAAAAACGAGUUGAAAGAGCUUAAACGCGAGGAAGAUGGGAAGCUCAAGAAGAGGGAAGUGGAUGUGAAUAUUGAUGAAGGCCAAUACGGCGAUUACAUGUCCCUGGACGAGGAGGAAUCCGACGAAGUGGAGAUGACGAGGACUCGUCCGAAACGAGCGAGAAGAGGAGCCAAACGGGGUGAGUCUGCUGCGCGGACAGCGGAGAACGAUUCAUAUGAGCUUCCUGACAGUAUCUAUGCGGACGGAGGCGUAGCGUCUCUCGGAGGCUUCAAGUCUCUUGCCCUGCGUCAGCGUCUUCUCCACCUUCUGUCAGAAGUAUCCCAAUAUCUUCCAGAUGCCUUCAUUCGGCUCGAGGAAUUGUAUCAUUUAUUUGUAGAGAACAUUCGCCAUCUACCACUGCCCAUCUUCCAGGCCUUUGUGGCCCCAUCUGCCCUUUCCUAUUUCACGGCCGCCGAACAGAGCUCCCUGUGCGAAAUUCUUCUGUACCGCAUGCGCGAAAGCGCCGCCCCAGAAUCCGACGAAGCAUAUCUGAGCCAGAAGAAGCUUGAAGAGUGUUUCUUACCGUACGCCGCGAACACCGCAAGCGUGGUCGACAACGCCAAGGUGUCCAUCCUCCUCGAAUCCUUACUGCGGCUCUUGGCCGAGGAUAAUCUGCUUCGCAACACGCCCGAGCUGAGACAGGCCGUGACGGAGGGGAUCCUGGCUCGGAACGAAAAGGCUCAGGUCGAAGUGCGACGGAGUCAGAACAGCCGGCGGAUGGAGGACAUUGAGUGGUGCUGGCUCAUCGAAAGCGGCGAACGGCUGCUGUUUCUGGUUGAGGAUAUUCUUCCUCAGGAGCAAGACUCGGCGCCGCAAAGCUGA
This is a messenger RNA of Rasamsonia emersonii CBS 393.64, 1671 nucleotides long. RefSeq lists its product as uncharacterized. The record is from RefSeq and is a predicted model, not a curated record. The transcript has 2 exons. The coding region runs from base 1 to 1671 and encodes 556 amino acids. NCBI's taxonomy places the organism in Eukaryota, Fungi, Ascomycota, Eurotiomycetes, Eurotiales, Trichocomaceae.